Priapulus caudatus is the source of this 8808-nucleotide messenger RNA. Its product is annotated as probable ubiquitin carboxyl-terminal hydrolase FAF-X. Gene Ontology annotation, molecular function: cysteine-type deubiquitinase activity; cysteine-type endopeptidase activity. Lineage: Eukaryota; Metazoa; Priapulida; Priapulimorpha; Priapulimorphida; Priapulidae. The record is from RefSeq and is a predicted model, not a curated record. Gene Ontology annotation, cellular component: nucleus; cytosol. Gene Ontology annotation, biological process: cell migration; protein deubiquitination.
CGCACUUAUAGUGUGUUCUGCCGCACAGUGUGCAGUCGGCGAGAGAUGUUUUGGUUGGAAUUUUCAGAGACACCUUGUUUUGCUAUAGCCUAUAACUAUUCCUGUCAAGGCAAACACGGUCACAUAACCGUCUGAUCUGGACGACAAGCUGGGAUUUAAACAAACUCAUUGGAUUCAAAAGAGCAGUCAAACGUGUUCUGCGAGUUAUUGACGCUAUAGAUGGCCAUAAAUGCCACGGAUUCCACGCACCCUGAGAUCCAGUUGAUGUCUUUAGUGUGUGUCUAAUCUGCAUGACAGACGUUCAAGCUGUGUCCGGCUAAUCCCAGAGACAUGACGAUUGUGGCACGAAGCCCAGGUACCCCUGGGGCUGUUGAGACUCCAACUCAACCCCAGCCACAACAGACAACAACAACAACACAGGAGUCACCAGGACAGCAGCAGCAACAGCAGCAACCAUCACAGCCAGAGCAAACGGAAAAAGUGACACAAGAGGAAGGAGGGGCCGGACAGUCUGAUCCUCCGGCCCAGGAAUGUGCGGACGAUCAGGAGCCGGACUUCCCGACGGCCGAGCUAGCGAAGCUCGAUGAGAUGAUCAACAGGCCGCGGUGGGUGGUGCCGGUGCUGCCGAAGGGUGAACUAGAGGUCCUGCUAGACGCUGCCAUCAAGUUGUGCAAAGCUAAUUUGGACACGAAAAGUGAGCCCUGCCAGAAGUUCUUCAGGGAUGGCCUAACGACGUCUUUCACGAAGAUUUUAACGGAUGAAGCCGUCAGUGGCUGGAAGUUUGAUAUUCAUCGUUGCAUUCUAAAGAAUUCGGAGAGACUCGUAGAACUCUGUGUAGUAAAGCUGCCACAUGACUGGUUCCCACUGCUAGACUUGCUAGCCAUGGUACUGAAUCCAACCAACAAGUUUCACAUCUACAAUGGCACGAGACAGUCGGAAACUGUUGCCCCCGGGUCUCAGCUGGCAGACGAUGAGCUAUUUGCUCGACCACCGGACCCUCGUUCUCCACGGGGCUGGCUGGUGGACCUCAUCAAUCGCUUCGGCAGCUUGGAUGGAUUCCAGCUUCUACUGGACCGCUUUCAGAAGGGUCCUCCUCUAAACGUGCCUGUGAUAGCCGCCCUCAUUCGCCCCUUUGGUCUGUGCAACGAGCUGCUGACACAGCACACCGUACAGAAAUACUUCGUGCCCGUCAUUGAAGUUGUACCCGGCUACCUAGAGACAUUAACGGAUGAUGAGCUGAAAAAAGAAGCAAAGAACGAAUCAAAAAACGAUGCAUUAUCCUCGAUUAUCAAGUCACUGAAGUAUUUAGUGCUCAGGAUUCCUGGACAGGAAGAGAAACUGAAGAGCCUAGAAAUCUUUCGUCUAAAGAUGAUUCUAAGGUUGCUGCAGAUCUCCUCAUUCAACGGGAAGAUGAAUGCUCUGAACGAGGUAAACAAGGUGAUCACGAGCGUCUCGUAUCUGUCGCACCGACACGGCACCGCCGAGAUGGAGGGCUGGCUCACCGCCGAGCGCAUGGCGGCUUGGAUACAAGAAAACAAAGUUCUGUGGAUAGUACUACGCGAUAGCCUGCAUCAACCACAAUAUGUAGAGAAACUAGAAAAAAUCGUUAGAUUUAUCAUAAAGGAAAAGGCCUUGACGCUGGAAGAUUUGGACAACAUCUGGGCGGCUCAGGCAGGCAAGCACGAAGCAAUCGUAAAGAAUGUCCAUGAUCUUCUAGCGAAGCUUGCGUGGGACUUCACCCCCGAGCAGCUCGACCACCUGUUUGAGUGCUUCCAGGCCCACGCACAGCGGACUCCCCAUCUGUUCUACAGACAUGAAAUCAUAAACAAGCUGCAGAAUGAUCACACCUUUGUCAUUCUUGUUGCUGACAAUCUGUGCAAUUACAUGAACAAAGCACGAAAAGUCAUUAAAGAAAAUCCAGAUAUCGACCCGAACACCAUCAUGCCAGAUAGCAGAUACACACACGUACAGCAAGUGCAAGAACGGCUCAACUUUCUCAGGUUUCUUCUCAAGGACGGCCAGCUGUGGUUGUGCGCGCCACAGGCAAGACAGAUCUGGCUUUGUCUCGCAGAAAACGCUGUCUUUCCCAGUGACAGAGAGGCGUGCUUCAAGUGGUUUUCUAAGCUAAUGGGCGAUGAGCCGGACUUGGACCCGGACAUCAACAAGGAUUUCUUUGAGGAGAACAUCAUGCAGCUAGAUCCGAGCCUAAUCACCGAAUCCGGAAUGAAGUGUUUCGAUAGGUUCUUCAAAGCAGUAAAUACCAAAGAAGGAAAACUUAUUGCCAAGAGGAGAGCUUAUCUGAUGGACGACGUUGAGCUAACAGGGCUGGAUUAUUUGUGGCGGGUGGUGCUGUGUGCAGGGGAGGAGAUUGCCCACAAAGCAAUCGAGCUGCUGCGGGAAACCUACACAAACCUCGGUCCCCGGUUACAAACGAACCAGGUGGAGAUUCACGACGACUUCCUGCAGUCGUGCGUCGACCGGCUGAAGGCUGCCUACGACACGAUCAGCGUGCUGGAGAAGGACAAGGGCAGCGUGAACCGCAUCCGGCAGGAGACGACGCGCAUGGUGCGCGUGCUCGUCGUGCUGCGCGAGUACAUCAGCGAGUGCGACAACGAUUACACCGACGAGCGAACCAUCCUCCCCAUGGGCAGGGCAUAUCGAGGCAAGCACGUGACACUGCUGGUGCGUUUUCCUAACCACAACAGGCAGGGGGAGGACAUCGAGAUCUGGUCGCACACAAACGACACUAUAGCAUCUGUGAGGAAUCAAAUUCUGCAAAGGGUUAAGGCGAACAACGGCAACGUAAAGAUCGAGUUGUUUAUCAACGGUGAGGUGAUGGAUCCGAACGAAGACAAGAGACUCGUCUCGCAGGUUCCUCUCAGGGACAAAACCGUAAGCGCGCCGACAACGUCUCUAAUGGCGACGCAACAUCCAUACGCGCAGUUCUUGUUUCAACUCGCCGAUCUGGGCAGCUCGCUGCAGAUGCCGCCGCUGAGAGACGGAGCGAGGACCCUGCUCAAGCUGAUGCCAGCCGACACGCGCACAGUGGAUGAGCUGAGGGCUCUGUGCCUAGAUCACGCCAAGCUUGGUGACCAGUCCCUGUCGCCUUCUCUAGAAAGCCGAUUCUUCACCACGUCGGCUUCCCAGGUUUUAUACAAUCUCGAGGUUGUUUAUACAUUGUUAAUGCCGGCACACAAUCCGAUGGCAGACGAUGCUUUCGAAUUCCAGCACAACUUUGUGCGGAGCGGAGGCGUGGCAGCCAUUCUUGGUAUGCUGGUCAAGAACAACUUUCUCCCCAAUGCAGACAUCGUCACGAAGAGGGCCGCCUACCACGUCGUGCUGAAGAUCUGCAAGGUGCUGCUGACGACGGUGAGUCACGCGCUCGUGCAGGUCGUCGCUGAGGCGUGCCAGCCCGAGACGCAGGCGCCGCCCGUCACGGCGAGCACGCACAGCCACGCCGUCGUGCUGCAGCAGGCUCUCCACCACCUGCCGAACCCGAGCGCGGAGUGCAUGGUGCGCAACGUCGCCGUGCGACUAGGCCAGCACCUGGCCGACCAGGCUAUAAAUAGCUUGCCAGAUCUGUCAACAAUUAAGGCAGUGCAAAAGAUAUCAUGGGCAGUGUCAAGUGGUUCACUCUGUCUUCUCCAAUCAUCUAGUGAAGAACUGCACAAGGCAUAUGAGAAGCAGUGCAAACAGCCGGACACUGAGGACAUACACGUGGCACGUGAGGCAGUGGAGGUGCUCACUCUCUGUCUCGCGCUCUGCCCCCAGGCCCUCGACUCUCUCGUCAAGGACAAGCACUUUGUCAGCUUCGUCAUAGACCUGCUGCUCAUCUGUAAAAAUAGGUCUGUGAGAAUAACGGCAGCCGAACAGUUCCUGCUGAUGGCGACAAAGUGUUGUACCGGACACCAGUCACUCUGGUUCUUCAUUUCACUGCUCUUCCCCGUUCUCAGUACGACGGUGAUGGAUAACGCUAAGAACUCGCACGAGUACUUCCAGCUGCUGUGUCGUCUGCUAAACUUCGCCUGCGCUAGUAACACUGUUCUGCCCAACGUCAACGCCCUGCUGAACAGCGAGCUGCAGUGGCUCAAACGCCUCAAGAACGAGGUGCAGAAGCAGGGAGAGUGUCUCGUGGAGGAGGCGUUGCUAGAAGGUCACCUUGGCAUCACCAAGGAGCUGCUCGCCUUCCAGACGCCCGAGCAGAAGUUCUUCAUAGGUGCCGAGACGAGCGGUCCGGGCAUGAUACAGGAGAUCGUCGAGGACUUUGUGUUCCCGGCAUCGCGACUCGUGCUCGUCUCACAGAAGACCGGCGGCGGCGGGAGCGCGUCGCGGCAGAACGCCGUGCCGGUGUGUUCAAGUGCACUGACGACGAUUGCUGCGUACGAGCUGCUGGUCGCGCUCUGUACGGGAUGCACACUCAACCUGAAGCUGCUCGCGCAGAUGCUGUCCAGCAUGUAUUAUACAGGUGAGUCGAUCACAGGUGUUACACGGGUGAGGUGUCGCAGGUGUUACACGGGUGAGGUGUCACAGGUGUUACACGGGCUGUGGGGCGAGCCGGUGAACCUGCGUGAGCAGCACGACGCGCUGGAGUUCUUCAACAGCCUCGUCGACAGCCUCGACGAAGCCCUCAAGUCCCUCCAGCAGAAGCCGCUCAUGUCCCGCGUUCUCGGCGGCUCCUUCGCCGACCAGAAGAUCUGCAAGGAGUGUCCGCACAGGUAUUCACGGGAGGAGCCGUUCACCGCGCUCAACAUAGAUAUCCGGCUGCACAGUAACCUUGUCGAGUCAUUAGAGCAGUAUGUGAAGGGAGAUCUGCUCGAGGGUGCUAACGCUUACCACUGUGAGAAGUGUAACAAGAAGGUUGAUACAGUGAAGCGACUCUGUUUGAGAAAGCUACCUCACGUGUUGGCGAUUCAGCUCAAGCGAUUUGAUUACGAUUACGAACGGGAAUGUGCAAUUAAAUUUAACGACUACUUCGAGUUUCCACGAGAAAUAGACAUGGAGCCGUACACGGUGCAAGGUCUCGCGAAAAUCGAAGGAGAGGUGAUCAGUGACGAUGAGGUGGACGUGUCUCGAGGGGUCGUGUGCAGCAAGUAUAGGCUUGUCGGAGUGUUGGUGCACAGUGGUCAGGCCAGCGGAGGCCACUACUAUUCCUACAUCAUGCAGAGGAACCAGGACGGCUCGUCUAAGUGGUACAAAUUUGACGACGGUGAGGUGUCGGAGUGCAGCAUGCAGGACGACGAGGAGAUCCGCAACCAGUGCUUCGGUGGAGAGUACACGGGAGAGGUGUUCGACCACAUGCUGAAAAAAACGUCGUAUAGGAGACAGAAGCGCUGGUGGAAUGCGUACAUCCUCUUCUAUGAGCGCAAGGACAUGGCAGAUGAUGUACUAAAGGGCCUGCAGGAUCUCAAGAUAGAGAGCAAGUUGAAGAUGCCGGCUGCCAUCGACAAGUGCGUGCGCAAGGAGAACGUUCACUUCAUGCACAGCAAGAGUCACUUCAGCGUCGAGUACUUCCAGUUCAUGAAGAAACUGAUCAGCGCUAACGCCCCCUACGUCACGCUGGGCCCGGACCAGGAGAAGAUGAGUGCUGACAGUGAGGAGUUGGCGAUGACUAGCAUUCAGCUGGCUUCCAAGUUCCUCUUCACCGUUGGUUUCCACACGAAAAAGACACUCAGGGGUCCGGCGAACGAGUGGUACGACGCGGUGUGCACGCACAUGCGUUACGCGCGGGCGGCGCGCGGCUGGUUCGUGCGCAGCGUGCUGUUUGCACACGCAGAGCGAUUCUCUGAGUACCUGCUCGAGUGCCCGUCGUCGGAGGUGCGCACUUGCUUCUUCAAGAUACUCGUCUUCCUCGCCCACUUCACCCGCGACGACGGCCCGUGCCCGCCGCCCAACCUCCCCGACGCAGUGCAAGUGAUCGACGUGAAUGCCACACUGAGUGAUUACAUCCUGCAGGCAGUGCUGUCGCUGCUCAAGCAGCAGGUGUCCGAGCACAGCCGCCACCUCACCCAGUACUUCUCUCUCUUCCUCAUGUAUUCAACGCUGGGCGUGCCAGAGAGGACGCAGCUGCUGCGGCUCGGUGUGCCCGCGACGUUCAUGCUGGUUGCGUUGGACGAGGGACCGGGUCCGCCGAUCAAGUACCGCUACGCAGAGCUGGGCAAGCUCUACCAGGUCGUCUCACAGCUGAUACGCUGCUGCGACGUCGCCGCGAAGAUGCAGUCCAGCCAGCCGGUUGAUACAGUGAAGCGACUCUGUUUGAGAAAGCUACCUCACGUGUUGGCGAUUCAGCUCAAGCGAUUUGAUUACGAUUACGAACGGGAAUGUGCAAUUAAAUUUAACGACUACUUCGAGUUUCCACGAGAAAUAGACAUGGAGCCGUACACGGUGCAAGGUCUCGCGAAAAUCGAAGGAGAGGUGAUCAGUGACGAUGAGGUGGACGUGUCUCGAGGGGUCGUGUGCAGCAAGUAUAGGCUUGUCGGAGUGUUGGUGCACAGUGGUCAGGCCAGCGGAGGCCACUACUAUUCCUACAUCAUGCAGAGGUCUCGUGUGAACGAGGCUGACAUCAUCUCCCUCGCCCCGCCGCCGCCGCCGCCGCCCGCGGAUGUCGCGUUGAUCAUGCUGUGGCGGUCACUUCUAGUGAUCGGUCACCUGCACAUAAAGGACAAUUUUGGGUUUGGCUUUGCAGGCAUUCCAGACGACCGCGAUGGCCUGUUCGACACGAUACAGCGUUCUAAAAGCCAUCACCAGAAACGCGCCUAUCAGUGCAUCAAAUGCAUGGUGGCGUUGUUCUCCAACUGCCAGAAGGCGUACGAGUUGCUGCAGAGCAAUGGUGAUCUGAAGCGCAAGUGGGCUUGCUCCGUUGAGUGGCUGAACGAUGAGCUAGAGAGGAGACCAUACACAGCCAGCACACAGUAUCCCUACAACAACUGGUCUCCGCCGGCGCAGUCUAACGAGACGUCCAAUGGCUACUUCCUCGAACGGUCGCACAGUGCCAAGCUGACUCUUGAGAAGGCGUUCGAACUCUGCCCUGAAGAGGAGCCUGAGGAGUCCGCCAUGACCGACGGAGCGGAGAGCCCGCAGCCCGACGAGACGCGGCCGCCCUUCUCCCACCCCCAGCACAGGCUGCACCAUGUACAGAACAAUCAGCAGCCACAACAGCAGCAGCAGCAGCAACAACAGGUGUUGGCAGGCGGCAGCGGCUUUCCGGGCGUGGCCAUCCACCCGAACAACACGAUCAACAACGCGCUGAACCAGACGCCGCGCGUCACCUCCGUCUCGCAGCCCUCUUCACACGAGAACUCCGACGCCGGUGAGGAGGAGAGGGACGAGCGCGAAGAGGAGGAAGAGGAGGAGGAAGAGGAAGAGGAGGAGGAGGAGAAAGAGGGCGUUAAGAGCGGAGAUCACUGAAUCGUCGCCGCCGGCUGGUCGACCGCGCGCUCCCCCCGAGCCUCCCUCCAUCCCCCGCCGCUGCCUGGCCCCCGCGGCAGUUGCAUCGUCUUACAUUAGUGAAGAUGCAUCAUGGGCAUGUGCCAUCGUAGAAGGGUGCCAUCGUAGCACGGCGAGGUGAGGUGAGGGGAGGGGGGGCGGCAAUGUUGAUGCUUUAGCAAGAACCGCCCUCACACUGCGCGCCGUUAGUCUACCGGGGUGGCACUAUCUUUACUGACGCUUCGUUCGUCGUGACUGCUAGCGAUUGUAGUGUGUGAGGUCACCUUGCGUUGUCGUGCAUGUUUCGCCUCGUUGCUGCCGCGAUAGGUGGCAGCACGUUAGUCUCGUUGCGAUACGGAUGCUGCGCGUGGCCGCUGGUUGGCAUGGUGACGACUGCAAUGGCUGAGCGUGUGUUGACGGUUCGGUUUACGGUUAACCGACGACGAGAAUGGUUUGUGACGUCACUACUGCAGUCACUGCUUACCCUCGAGUUAAUUUGUUUUUGCGCGCAUUACACAGUCUUACUAAACCGGUUUUUUGGCUCGGUGCGUUUUGUUUGAAAUCGCAUCGACGCAGCAUGCGCGCGUCGCGGCAGAAGUAGUCGGCCCUCUGGUGGGAAGCUGCGUGUUUGUCGACGGCGAUGCGGAAGGGAAGAGGUCAAAGGUCGUUUCCACGGGCAUCGUUUCAUUGUCACGCGCGACGAUGACGACCGUGACGUGGGUUCGUUCGAAUACCGCAGAAUGCCAAGCUGCAGUGCUACUGCAGCGUAGGAACUCUACACAGUUGCAAGUCCCACGGAUGCUGGUACAUAGCUUUAAUCGGUGCAACGUCGGUGCAUCUGAGAGGCUCGUACAGCCGAGCGAUGCUAAUGCACUGAGUGCAUAGUGGAUUCUGAGCACGCACGCGUGAGUGGAUUUCACACUUGCAGUGCGCACGCACCGUGUGUGGCACCGGUUUAUGAAUUUCGUUGCACAAUAAGUAUGAACGUAGCAUUACCUGGCUGUGUGUAGGCAUCGUCUGUUUUUAACGUGCAGGUAAAGCUGCAGUAAUCUAAUUGGUGUUGCCAUUCGUUGCAGUCGAAGUUCUGUUGGCUAUUUGUAUAACGAACACACUGUCAUAAAGGCCCCCAUAUGGAAUUUUGUAGUAUUUUGUAUCUCUGGCUGUAGUUAUCCAUAUGUGACACUAAUGUAUAUUAUGUAUAUGUGUUGAAUAGGCUUGUCCAUGUAGUUAAUAAGGCAAUAGCGGAUGUCAAGAACGCAUGAACGAAUUGUGAUAAGUUUAGUAGCACUGUACCAGUGGUAAAAUGGUCCGGUUGUAAGAUGGGCCGGAUUUCGACACUUGCUAUAAAGGAAAGUAAAUAAGAGUACUUUUAAGUUAUUUAAAGUC